GGCUGAAUAGUAAUGAGAAAUUGUUGCCAAAGAGUAAAGCACAAAAAACUAACAAUAGCAACAAAGUGUUUUAUUAACAAUUCAUGGCAGUGGUUAAAGUCAAAACAAUUGACGUUGAGUAGAUUCCGGUGGUUGUUGUUGUUGCCAAAACAGUAGUUAACAGCCAACAAGCCAAGCAAACAGCCAGCGAGCGGGCUAACUUAGCAACCUCGAAGCUUUUGUCAUUCGAUUUGAUAAACGCGUACGAGGCAGACACGCCGAGCAAGCGGCAAAAUCGAGUAACAGUAACAAAAGUAAUAUAGAAAAAAAUUAAAGUAAAUUACAAAAACAAAAAAAAAAUACCAACUAAGCAUAAAAAAGUACAAGAAGAAAUUUUAAUUGACUUCUUAGAUAUCAAGGCGUGCAGCAAACAAGAAAAAAAAUAAAAAUAAAUUAAAAAAAACGCAGUGAUAAGCAAAGUAACGGUAACAGAGUUCGAUACAAACGUAAUUGCAGCAAAUUCAAAAUAAAAGCAAAAACGCAUAAAAUCGCUGAAGUUUUGCUGCGUUCGACAAGGCUAAAGUGUUCAAAAAUACAUAUCUACACACAUACAAACACACAAAUAUAUGCACGUAUGCGUGUGUGGUGCUCAAAAAUGCUCUGACAAUAUGAAACUUCAAAACGCAAUGUGAAAUAUCAAAAUUAUUUGGCAACAAAAAUUUAAUUAGAAACAAAAGUUUUGAAAUUAUAGCAAAAUUAUGGCUAAAAUCAGCAGUAUCGAUGCAACUGAUAUUGGCGGCGUCAGCGCCAAUAGCGCAGGUGACGAUAAUGGUAUCUUUGCCAUGCUGGCAUGUGUUGGCGUCUUCAUUUGCAUGAUAUCCACAUUGGUGGGCAUAAAAAUUUGGUGGUUCAAGCAUCGGCUGACAUUCGACCAUAGCCGUACGAGUAAUGGUGCGGCGGGUGGUGCCACGCCUACUUUGCCGUUACGUACGCGCAGCAGUCGGGAGAAACGCAUUUCGCAAGAGAUACGUGAACCAGUUGAGGUGCAUGGCGUUUUUCGGCGCCGACAAGAGGAUGAUUUGGACAUUGUGCCAACAAAACAAUUGCCGCCCGUUCGCAUACGCAAUCUCUCUCAAAGCACACCCUCACUUUUUCCACUCCCCCCAACACGUCGGCAAGAUCGUGUACGCAGUGCCAUCUUCGAAGAAUAUGAGCCGCCAACACGUGAACCGCCAAGCUCACCAGUCGACUCACCACCACCGCAACACACGCCCACCAUAAGUUUGGUCGAAGAAAUGCCCACUUUCGAUGAACUGGAGGAGAAGUACAGGCAAAUGGAACUAGAUGAAAUAAAAGCAAAUGAAGUGAAUGUCGAAGGUAGUGAUAAGAGUAUACUACGAGAGCGUGGAUCACCACCACUACCACCGAAACGUAUCAAUCGUAAUUCAAGCAAAGAGGCGAACUAUGCUUCGGCGGUGGGUAUGCAUAAGUUCGUGAAGGCCAAGUCGCCAUCGUUAGACACAGUAAGAACGCAACAAAAUUUGAGUGAACGGCGUGCAACGGGCUAUCUAAGGCCCGACGAGGUCGAUAUCAAAGUGGGACUUGCUGAAGCCCGCGAUUUGAAAGCAAUACGUGCGCACAGCGUAGAAGAGUUCGGCGAACGUCGACCAACCGGUUACAUCAAGUACGAGGAGAUCGAUACGGAUGGCUUGGAGGACUUCCGCAAUAAAUGGGAUGCGUUGCAAACGAGUUUUGGCGCACAAAGUCCCAUAUCCUAUGAAAGUAGUGAGCGUACAGCCUUCGAAAGCAUGCACGGACACAAUUACGAUCACCUCAAUCGUGCGAGUGCUGGUGAGUUACGUACAGUUGCCGAUGGCGCGCCUGCUGCUAACGCAAAUGUUGGACGCGGCGCGAACACAGCAGCGCGUUUCAGCUGGCAGACAGAUAAACGUUUAACGGGCAAACAAGUGAGGCCUGAAUCGCAAGCGAGCAUUGUUUUCACCAGCGAUGAAGAGUACGCCGAGGAACUGGAUGGUUUUAAGCCACAAACGAUAAUGAAAUCAGCAACGGUGGCUGAUUGCACUGGUUACGAAAAUGUAGAGCCUGUGCGACCACAGACGCCGGAAGUAGCGUACGCGCCGUCGCGUGUAGUGAAGUUUGCGAACCCAGAGUUAGGUGAGCAGGAGACGCUGCUCUCACACACUUUGAACGAAGAAAAAGAAACUUUGAAAAUGCGACGAUUAACAGGUUACGUGCGCACAGUGCAGCCCGAAGAGUUAUGGGACGAGAUGGAGGCUAAUAUUAAACAUGAUGAAAAAGAAAAACAUCUCUGGCUUGAGAUCGAAAAAGAUGUCAACCUCAAUCGAGAUUUCGCUAGCAAUAUUGAGGAAGAAUUCGAUAAAAUAAGACAUUCAUACGAGGAAAACGAGGCAGCGUUCUUGGAGGGCAAUAACAGCUUGAAGCGCUUGCCGAAACAAGUGCUGAUAACGACACCGGAACCCGAAGGCUUUGGCAAAAGCAUCGACGAGGAUUGGGCGAGUUUUGAAAACUUAAGAGAGGAUAAGCCUAAAUGUGGUGAGGAAGCAGGCAAGCAAAUCGUGCAAUUCAAAUUAUCAGACUUAGAAGACGCUUACGAUAAAGAAUCAAUACUACGUACGGAGCGACGCCCAACCGCUUUUGUGCGCAAUACCGAGCAAAUACAACGUGAAUUGUCGAACAUCGACGACGAGGACGAGUCGGCAGCCACAACAUCGCACUACCAGACGAGUAGCGUUGAAUUUGUGGAUGAGGUCAAUGAAAGCGCUACUAAAUCAUUUAAAGAGCGCCGACCCACGAGCUAUGUGCGACCGCAAAUAUCCGAUUUGGAUGAGGAUUAUGUGCACGAACACAAUAAAGACAGCAUUUUCGAGCCAGUCGAAGAGCCGCUAACUGUACAGACCGAAGCCACAGCGCGCCCCCGUGCGCGUCAAAAAGUCACCUUCGAUUUUAGCAACACAGAGUACUUUCAAACAUCGCCUGGCAGAGAGGAGCAGGAAGCAUUAACGAGCUUUUCAACAAUAACAAACUUUGCCAGUAGUGAUAGUGAUACCGCAGGCGAGGACGAAGCGGCGUCACAAUAUUUCCCAAAAGCAAUGCAGCGCAUUACAAAAAACCAUUACCUCGGCGAGACGAUUAAAGAUGUUAGUAGUGACUCCACACAAGAUCAAACUUUAGCAGGCACCAUCUCACCAACGCCAGUUCGGAUACUUUUCGGCACACAGGUUUCGCUUGAGCAAGCCGAGAGCGAAAUAAACGACAGCUGGGCUGCGAUAAGGCACCGUCGACAAACCACUACAACGUCAACGCCGUUAACACCCAUACUUACAAAUGCAGGCGAGCCUCCAAAACCAGCCUACCGCAAUCCGCUCGCACAAACAACGACGGUACAAAGCGUGACGCUCAUGGAGGAACGUGUCGCGACGCAGCAACAUAUGAGUACAUUCCAACCGCAUGCGGCGGCGCGUCAUCAAUACUUUGAGCAGAGCUAUUACAAUUCAACGGAGGCUUAGCAGCGAGCAGGAGACACUUAUAAAAUAGCAAGAGAGUCUUAGAAGAGCAGGAGAAAAACAAAAUGCGGCUCACAUCUAGAGAGUAGAACUAAAGAUGAAUACAUAAUGAAAUUGGAGGCUUACGUAAGACGAAAAGUAUUAAAUGUGGCUAAACCAAAGUUAGGUUUUAAAAAUACAUACAUGUAAUGUGCCAAAAAAAAUAUAUUUACAGACGUUUAAGUGAAAUAAAAACAUAAAUUUAUAAAAAAAAGACCAUAUAAAGAAACGUAGUGCUAGCUUCUCUGGAAUAAUAUAUGAUAACUGAGCUUUUAGAGAGGACGAAUCAUUCAAGGUAAUCUACUAAAGCAGCUCUAGCAACUGAGGUUAGGUUCAGAUGAGCAGCUAAUAUACUAAAAUAUAUUUUAUAUGGGUAAAGGAAGUGCUAAAACAAAAUAGUUGAUCUGCUAACAGAUUGUGCUAAGUAAUGUUAGGUUCACUUUUUAAAUAUCACUGUUAAUUCGCUUAAAGCUUAACACACAAAGCUCGCCAAAUAAAUUAUACUUGUGAGAAGUCAUAAAUGAUACUAAAAUCACAUCAAUACAAAAAAGGCCUCCAUUAAGAGUUUACAACUCAGUACUUGAACACCAAAAAACUCCUUCGCUCCCAAAAACUACACAGCCGUUGUAAAUAAAUACUUAAACAAGAAAAAACAUUAACUUCGGUUGCACCGAAGCUAUAAUA
Bactrocera oleae (olive fruit fly) is the source of this 4247-nucleotide messenger RNA. RefSeq lists its product as uncharacterized. The record is from RefSeq and is a predicted model, not a curated record. NCBI's taxonomy places the organism in Eukaryota, Metazoa, Arthropoda, Insecta, Diptera, Tephritidae.